Molecule: messenger RNA, 1402 nt
Organism: Nerophis lumbriciformis (worm pipefish)
Lineage: Eukaryota; Metazoa; Chordata; Actinopteri; Syngnathiformes; Syngnathidae
Source: RefSeq, a predicted model, not a curated record
GGAAGCCAUGAGGAAUUACCUGAAGGAGCGAGGGGACCAAACUGUCAUGAUCCUGCACGCGAAGGUUGCCCAGAAAUCCUACGGCAAUGAGAAAAGGUUCUUCUGCCCACCUCCUUGCGUAUACCUGAUGGGCAGCGGCUGGAAGAAAAAGAAGGAGCAGAUGGAGCGGGACGGCUGCUCCGAGCAAGAGUCGCAGCCGUGCGCCUUCAUCGGCAUCGGCAACAGCGACCAGGAAAUGCAGCAGCUUAAUUUAGAGGGGAAGAAUUAUUGCACAGCCAAAACCUUGUACAUAUCAGACUCCGACAAGAGAAAGCACUUCAUGUUGUCUGUCAAGAUGUUCUACAGCAACAGCACCGACAUCGGUGUCUUCCUCAGCAAGAGGAUCAAGGUCAUCUCCAAGCCUUCCAAAAAGAAGCAGUCCCUGAAAAACGCCGACUUGUGCAUCGCGUCGGGCACAAAGGUGGCGCUGUUCAACCGCCUACGCUCCCAAACGGUCAGCACGCGCUAUCUCCACGUAGAAGGGGGCAACUUCCACGCUAGCUCGCAGCAAUGGGGCGCUUUCUACAUCCAUCUUUUGGAUGACGAGGAGUCGGAGGGCGAAGAAUUCACGGUGCGAGACGGUUACAUUCAUUACGGCCAGACGGUCAAGCUAGUGUGUUCGGUCACCGGCAUGGCGCUGCCCAGAUUGAUCAUCCGGAAAGUAGACAAGCAGACGGCGCUGCUGGAUGCCGACGACCCGGUUUCCCAACUCCACAAGUGUGCCUUCUACCUGAAGGACACGGAGCGCAUGUACCUGUGCCUCUCACAAGAAAGGAUCAUCCAAUUUCAAGCCACACCAUGCCCAAAGGAACCAAACAAAGAGAUGAUCAACGACGGCGCUUCCUGGACAAUCAUCAGCACGGACAAGGCCGAAUACACGUUCUACGAGGGCAUGGGCCCCGUCCAGUCGACUGUCACCCCUGUGCCUGUGGUGGAGAGCCUGCAGCUCAACGGCGGUGGAGACGUCGCCAUGUUGGAGCUAACGGGACAGAACUUCACCCCGAAUUUGCGAGUGUGGUUUGGGGACGUGGAGGCGGAGACCAUGUACAGGUGCGCAGAAAGCAUGUUGUGCGUGGUGCCCGACAUCUCGGCGUUCCGCGAGGGCUGGCGCUGGGUGCGGCAGCCCGUGCAGGUGCCGGUGACGCUGGUAAGGAACGACGGCCUCAUCUACUCCACCUCACUGACCUUCACCUACACGCCGGAGCCCGGUCCGCGGCCGCACUGCAACGCCGCCGGCGCUAUCUUACGGGCCGGCAAUUCCGGCCUGUUGAACAACAGCGCCAACCCGGAGGCGAGCGGCGCCGUCUACGGCCCCGCGUCGGCAGUCACGUCCUCGUCAGCCGCCGCCGCCGUGGUCUCCUAA